Messenger RNA from Closterium sp. NIES-65, 197 nucleotides. The record is from the annotation of a GenBank genome assembly. NCBI's taxonomy places the organism in Eukaryota, Viridiplantae, Streptophyta, Zygnematophyceae, Desmidiales, Closteriaceae.
AGUUGAUCGACCGGUGCAUAGGGUCGAAGAUCUGGGUGAUAAUGAAGGGCGACAAGGAGCUGGUGGGCACUCUCAGGGGCUUCGAUGUGUUCGUCAACAUGGUCCUCGAAGACGUCACUGAGUACGAGCACACAGCAGAAGGCAGCAGAGUGACGAAGCUAGACCAAAUACUGCUCAACGGCAACAACAUCGCCAUU